AUGAGUGCCUGCUCCGGGCGGAGAGCGGGGACCUCCGGCAGCCUGGAAAUCCCCGUUAGCAGAAAAAGACCGGUGCCAGACACUUUAUUGCGUCCAGUUCUUUAUUCCUAUUUACACGCAAUCAUUGCUCUCAACUGUGUGAGUUGUAACUCCAUUUUGAGAGAUUCUGCAAGAGGAUCCUCUCAGUAUAACACCUGCAGAGGAAACUAUUCCCGUUUUUCCUCUUCUGACAUUUACUCCAGUCUUGGGUUAGAAGACUUCCUCUCUGUAGGUGACACUUCUGGAACAGAGGAGGAUACAGACUCAGCUAUCUUAUAUGGAACUUUGCGAGGAAGUAUUGUUGGAUUACGAUACUACACGGGGAUUGUUAAUAACAAUGAAAUGGUUGCACUUCAGAGGGAGCCCAAUAAUCCUUACGAUAAAAAUGCAGUGAAAGUAAAUAAUGUGAAUGGAGACCAGGUAGGCCAUAUAAAAAAAGAACUAGCAGCAGCAUUGGCGGGCAUUAUGGACAACAAACUAGCAGUAGUUGAAGGUGUUGUCCCUUAUGGAGCAAAAAACGCCUUUACCAUGCCUGUACAAAUGAGCUUUUGGGGAAGAGAAGAAAACAAGGAAGCAGUGCUAGAUCAGCUAAAAAAGCACGGAUUUAAAUUGGCUCCUCCUCUGAAGGUAGGUCCAGAAUGUGGUUUUGGAACAAAGUGGAUUUCUGGGAGAGCUGGUCCAAGUUAUAGCGCUCCGGUUCAUGCUGCUGUGCAGUUGACAACUGAACAGCUUAAAAGUGAAUUUGACAAAUUGUUUGAGGAUCUGAAGGAAGAUGAUAAAACUUGUGAAAUGGAAGGAACAGAGGCUGUUGGCACACUCUUGCUUCCCCAUCAGAAGCAGGCUUUAGCUUGGAUGGUUUCACAAAAGAAGCGACCUGAAAAUGUUCAUGGAGGAAUACUGGCUGAUGACAUGGGACUGGGUAAAACACUUACUACUAUUGCAUUGAUUCUCACAAAUUUUCAAGAUGGCAAGCCUCUUCCUGUUGAAAAGAUCACAAGUGAUAAGUUUUAUGAGGAAUCUGGUACUAACAGCAUGAACAACGAUGGACGCAGACUGUGUAAAGACUCUAGCAAUGUGAUGGAGCCUGGUGUUUCUAAAGUAAAAAAGUUUGAAACUACUCCGUUGAAAUACUCAAGUUGUCUUCCAAAAAGAGAUAAAGCGAAGAAACCCAGAUAUUCAGGAAGCAGUAACUUGGGAGAAUCUGAAGAAUGUCUACUGCAACAAACAGAAACAACUUCCUGUGUUAUCCAAGAAGAUACAGGCUUUGCAUCUGUUCUUCUGCCUUCAUCCACUUGUUUAAAAAGACAAACAAAGAGAAGAGGUACCACUAGCGUUCAGUCAGUUGAGAAGAAACAUUCUGAUGAUGGCUCCCGAGCAACACUGAUUGUAUGUCCACUGUCUGUCCUGAGUAACUGGAUUGACCAGUUUGAACAACAUAUCCACCAGGAUUUUCAUGUAAAUAUUUAUGUUUAUUAUGGUUCUGACCGAAGCAAAGACCCAUCAGUUCUUUCAGAGCAAGACAUAGUUCUGACAACAUACAACAUCUUAGCUAGUGAUCAUGGAACCAGAGGUGACAGCCCUUUACACAAAGUCAAGUGGCUGAGAAUUGUGUUGGAUGAGGGGCACACUAUACGAAAUCCAAAUGCUCAGCAAACUAAAGCUGCCUUAAAUCUGGAGGGACACAGAAGAUGGGUACUUACAGGCACACCUAUUCAGAAUUCGGUGAAGGAUUUGUGGUCUCUUAUUUCCUUCUUAAAACUGAAACCUUUUACUGAUCGAGAGUGGUGGCACAGAACAAUUCAACGUCCAGUCACAAUGGGAGCUCCAGGAGGACUUGGGCGUUUACAAUGUCUGAUUAGGAGUAUUACCCUUAGAAGAACUAAAACAAGUAAAGUUAAAGGAAAACCCAUUUUGGAGUUGCCAGAACGUAAAGUACUUAUUCAGCAUGUCACACUUACAGAGGAAGAGAGACACAUCUAUCAGUCUGUUAAGAAGGAGGGCAAAGCUGCUAUUAGCAGAUUUUUCAGUGAAGGGACUGUACUAGCUCACUAUGCUGACAUCCUUGGUGUCCUGCUCAGAUUGAGGCAGCUUUGUUGUCAUCCUCAUCUUUGUAUAAAUACAUCUUCUAGUUUUUCAGCUGAUAAUAAAACUCCUGAAGAACUGCGUGAGACGUUAGUGAGUAAAAUGAAGUUGGUUCUGAGCUCUGGUUCAGAUGAAGAAUGUGCAGUUUGCUUGGAAUCACUGACUCUUCCUGUGAUAACACGCUGUGCGCAUGUGUUUUGUAAGCCGUGUAUUUUUGAAGUCAUCAGAAGUGAACAGCCAAAUGCCAAAUGCCCUCUCUGUAGGAAUGAGCUUCGAGCAGAGCACUUGGUGGAAUGUCCCCUAGAAGAGGAAAUAGACUCCAGUAAUGGAAAGAAGUGUGAUCAGAAGUGGAUAUCCAGUUCAAAGAUAAAUGCUCUUAUGCAUGCUUUGAUAGAACUACGGAGGGAUAAUCCAACUGCUAAAUGUCUUGUUGUUUCCCAGUUCACAUCUUUCCUGUCACUGAUAGAAAAUCCCUUGAAAGAAUCAGGGUUUGCCUUUACUCGUUUGGAUGGGUCAAUGGCACAGAAGAAAAGAGUAGAAGUGAUUCGGUGUUUCCAAAGCAGCCAAGCAGGAUCCCCAACUGUAAUGCUUUUGUCUCUGAAAGCAGGUGGAGUUGGAUUAAAUCUGACAGCAGCUUCCCGAGUGUUUUUAAUGGAUCCCGCUUGGAAUCCCGCUGCAGAAGACCAGUGUUUUGACAGGUGUCACAGGCUGGGUCAGAAGCAUAAUGUUGUUAUUACUAAGUUCAUUGUGAAGGAUUCAGUGGAAGAAAAUAUGCUGAAAAUUCAGAAUAAGAAGAGGGAACUUGCAGCAGGAGCCUUUGCUACCAAAAAGCCUUCAGCAAGUGAAGUAAAACAAACCAAAAUUAAUGAAAUCAAGGCUCUUAUUGAUCUAUAGCUUGAAACUGUGGUAUUUUUAGUAAAUAAUAUAUGUAAUAUUUUAGUUAAUAUCGUUCUUCAAUUUAUGUGUCUCAUGUUUUGGUUGCUGUCUUUGUGGUCAAAAUAUAAAUGCUUCAAAUAAAUUAUAAAACCUGAUUUGCUCCUAAAUGUUAAUUUAGAAAGGCACAAACAUGUUUUGUGCUCCUGAAAUCUUUGAAAAGUUGCUUAUUAUGUACAACGCUUAAGAAUACAUAAAAAUCCAUCAAAACAGGAAUGUGCGUUCAUUCAUUCUAACUUGCAAGAAUUUAAUCUCUUUUUAGAGGUGAAAAGGUAACAAAAGAUAAAUGUGUGUUUUGUCCUUCAGACAAAACCCUUAAAAAAUGAAUUCGCUUCAUAUUUCAAUCUCAGUGUUUCCUCAUAACCAAACAGGGUUUUUUUUGUUUGUUUCAGAAUAGGUGGUCAGUGAUCACUUCUUAAGGAAUUCUUAC
This is a messenger RNA of Egretta garzetta (little egret), 3484 nucleotides long. RefSeq names its product helicase like transcription factor (gene HLTF). Lineage: Eukaryota; Metazoa; Chordata; Aves; Pelecaniformes; Ardeidae. Gene Ontology annotation, molecular function: ATP binding; hydrolase activity, acting on acid anhydrides, in phosphorus-containing anhydrides; zinc ion binding. Bases 1 to 3015 code for a protein of 1004 amino acids. The transcript has 26 exons. The record is from RefSeq and is a predicted model, not a curated record.